Molecule: messenger RNA, 1185 nt
Organism: Arabidopsis arenosa
Lineage: Eukaryota; Viridiplantae; Streptophyta; Magnoliopsida; Brassicales; Brassicaceae
Source: the annotation of a GenBank genome assembly
AGAAGAAGAAAAAGACGAGAGAGGAGGUGAAGAAGAAAUCACAAUUGAGAGAGAACCAACAAUGGCUUUAACGAUCUACACUUGCAAAGAAUGCGGAUCAGAUCUAAAUCUAAACCCUAACGAUUUAUUUCCACCGGAUUUCUACUUCGAAGCCGGUAACAAAGGAACGCUCUCAUUCGCCGCCGUCGACGCCGAGAAAUUCCGUUUCGAAAAAGAAGAUAAGAUCAUGCCUUUCUUCGAAACCCUAAAUUACUGGGGAAUCCAACGGAAACGAACCAAGAUCAAGUGUAAUAGUUGCAACCACCUCAUCGGCUACAUCUACGACGAUGGUCCUCCGCUCACUGGCGGUAUUGGUCAAUACGGAUUCGGUCCGAGUCAGGUCAUUCCUCGUGCUCCUCGAUGUUUGUUGCUUAAAAAUCAGAUCAUAAGGCGGUUAGACCUUUGUGUUGCCUUCAUUCUUGGCGCUCGCUUCACCAAAAGCGCCAAGACAGAUGACAACAAGGAGAUUAUGGAUGAGUCUGAGAAGUCAUUGAUGCCGCCUCCUCCUCCACCGCUUCCUCCAUCUCCGGGAUAUGGAUUUAGAAAGAUCCAUGGAGACAGCAUCACCAAUAAACAGAUCAAGAAGUUCUGGAGACAAAAGGAGAUCAUUGAAGAGGAUCAUCUCUUUUCUGCUAUUAAGGCUGCAGCUCGUGUCAGAGCUCGUAAUCUCUCUGAUGAGGACUACAAACGCUUUGAAGAAAGCCUGGACAUGGAGGACCUGAAAACCGAAGAUCAUCAGGGAUUGAAAGACUGGUGGACAAAGAGCAAAUACGCAUACUUGAACCAGCCGGCUCUUGGAUCUGCAGAUUCACUGAAGAGAAAGAGGUUUUCGACAUAUACACCAAACUGUUUCUCGUUCAAGCCUUGCAAUCCACUCUACGCAACUUCUCUCAAUGUCUUUUGAACCAUGAGCAGCAAACUCUGCAAGAUCAAUUGUCUUGCAUAUUUGUAUAUAUACGUUCGUGUGUGUGUCUCUGUACAUUCAUGUGUUAAUGCUUCUAUGUUAAUGGAUCUGGACUUUGGUGUGGUUUUUGAUUUGUAACUGUUGAAUAAAAUGUUUCUAUGGAACAUUAAUUUCUUCUUGUUCCAUAUUGUGUACUUUGGUGUUUUUUCAAUUCUACGCCAUAAGAAAGAUUUGAUACAUGC